This is a messenger RNA of Odocoileus virginianus texanus, 4422 nucleotides long. NCBI's taxonomy places the organism in Eukaryota, Metazoa, Chordata, Mammalia, Artiodactyla, Cervidae. The record is from RefSeq and is a predicted model, not a curated record.
AGUCCAUGGGGUUGCAGAGUCAGACACAACUUUGAAACUGAGCACACAGGUACCUCUGAUAUCAGCAUCCCACCUACAUUGCCACAUCCUGUUCCACACUCAGGUAACUCAUAUCAAUUAGGGUAUUUUUGUUAUUGUUAUAUUUUAUUAUUUUUUUAUUGUUGUAUUUUAAAAGUAUCAUGUUAUACACAUUUUCCAUCUCCCGAUUUUCUUACUCAUCAAUACAUCAUGGAAAUGACUCCUAAUUGUCUGGUAUAUUCUUAUAAUUGCAUUAUUGGGUUUUUUUCCUCAACAUCUUAUGACAGAUUUCAAACAUAAUGAAAAGUUAAAAUAAUUUGACAUUUAACAACUAUAUACGCUUGUUACUGAACACAGAUUGGUGUGCCCCACGCAUAUAUGACGCCAAACAGACCAAACUUUCGUAGCAGAGAAAGGGUUAUUACAGGGCCAAGCAAAAGAAAACAGGUGAUUUAGGCAGCUCCCUGAGGGUUUUCUGGGAGAAGUUGUUACAGGCAAAAUUUGGAAUGAGGGCUGCAGGGUGUGUGACUUUCUUCUGGUUGGCUGGUGGUGAGGUCACGGGGUGGUGCUCCGGGAAUAUUAUGCUCUGCCUGAAGCUACUGUCAUCCACCUGGGUGGUGGCCUUAGUUCCUAGCUUGCAAAGCUAUUGUUAUGUGUAUUCCUUGAGGAGGAAAUAGGACCCUGCCCCGAGGCUGCACUAUUGUUUCUAGACUGGGAACCCCCCACAUCCCCCUACACCCCCCUUCCCCACCUUGUUUCUGCAUUUCCCUCUGUUCCCUGAUUAGCAACUGUUUGAAUCUGCCCCUUGGAACUCUGGGAAGGUCAAGGAGGCUGAAAGAAGUCUAUUUCUACAAAGAAGCAGCACAGGCUUUUGUGCCCUGGAGGGCACCUCACCUGGAUUUCUUUUUUUGUUGUUUUUAAUUGCACUGAAUUUUAAUUGAAAACAUUAAAACAGCCUGACUACUUAUAAUGAAUUACAAAACUUUGAUAGUUAAAUUGUACAGUCAUUUAUGAAGCUUUUAUCCUUCAUUAUUUUGUAGACCUGAAGGAAACUUUGCAUGCUUCUGUUUUCAGUUCUCCAUUUCAGAGGAAGUUUGUGAAGACAAGGUCCAAACUAUUUAUAAAUUAAAACCCAACAGAGAAAUGAAACAGAGGGAGAACAAAAUCUAUACACGGCUGAGCAUAGGUGUUUUUUAGCUCAUGUUUUGUAUAGGAAAAGUCUUGCCUCCAGCAAAUCCAUCCUCCAUUCCUGAUGCCUGGGUGAUCUGAAAUGCAAAUAUGAUCUUGCCACUCCCCUGCUUAAAACCCACCAACAUGGGGUGGUUGUGUAACCACAGUGUAGCCUCUGGUGCAGGCUGGAAACGCCCUCCCCAGCUUGCCGCCCCUGGCCCUCACUCCCCAGUCUCCUCUGCUCCCGGCAGCUUUGGGACCCCUGCCCCUGGCUUCUCCUCCAUGCUGUAUGGAAUGAAGAUUGCCAAUCUGGCCUACGUCACCAAGACCCGAGUCAGGUUCUUCGGGCUCGACCGCUGGGCCGACGUGUGGUUCCCAGAAAAGAGGAGAAUGAAGCCGGGGUUGGAAAUGAGCAAACACCACAGGUCACUGCUAGCCACUAUCUUUCAUGACAGGGCUGAGUAUAUGCAUGGGAAACAUGGGGUGAAUGUGGAAGUCCAGGGGCCCCACGAAGCCCGAGAUGGACAACUCCUUAUCCGCCUGGAUUUGAACCGCAAGGAGGUGCUGACCCUCAGGCUUCGGAAUGGAGGAACCCAGCCUGUCACCCUCACCCACCUCUUCCCGUUCUGCCGGACCCCCCAGUUUUCCUUCUGCAAUGGAGACCGGGAGCUGCCCUGCCUCCUGGGCCCAGGUGAAUGCUAUGAGCUCCAUGUUCAUUGUAAGACCAGCUUUGUGGGCUACUUCCCAGCCACAGUGCUCUGGGAGCUGCUGGGCCCUGGAGAGCCGGGCUCAGAAGGAGCUGGCACUUUCUACAUCGCCCGCUUCUUAGCCGCCGUGGCCCACAGUCCCCUAGCGGCACAGCUGAAACCCACGACUCCCUUCAAGCGGCGCCAGGUCACUAGAAACCCUGUGGUGACCAGCCGAAUAGAGGAAGGAGAGAGACCCGACCGUGCUAAGAACUAUGACCUGGAGUUCAGUUUGCCACUGGGAACAUACUACCCGCCCCCCCGCCUCAGACAGCUGCUCCCCCUUCUCCUUCAGGGAACAAGUAUUUUCACUGCCCCGAAGGAGGUUGCUGAGAUCAAGGCCCAGCUGCAGACAGCCCUGAAGUGGAGGAACUACGAGGUGAAGCUCCGGCUGCUGCUGCACCUGGAGGAGCUACAGAUGGAGCACGACAUCCGGCACUAUGACCUGGAGUCGGUGCCCAUGACCUGGGACCCCAUAGACCGGAACCCCCGUCUGCUCACGUUGGAGGUUCCUGGGGUGGCUGAGAGCCGCCCCUCCGUGCUGCGGGGUGACCACCUAUUUGCUGUUUUGUCCUCCGAGACACAUCACGAGGACCCUGUCACCUACAAGGGCUUUGUGCACAAGGUGGAAUUGGACCGGGUCAAGCUGAGUUUUUCCACCAACCUCCUGAGCCGCUUUGUGGAUGGGCUGACUUUCAAGGUGAACUUCACUUUCAACCGCCAGCCCCUGCGGGUGCAGCACCGUGCCCUGGAGCUGACGGGGCGCUGGCCACUUGAGCCCGUGCUCUUCCCGGUGGCCUCACGUGGAGUCCUGCUGCUGCCCUCAGAUGUGAAGCUCAAGCUGUACGACCGGAGUCUGGAGUCAAACCCAGAGCAGUUUCAGGCCAUGAAGCACAUCGUUAUGGGCACCACCCGCCCCGCCCCCUACAUCAUCUUUGGGCCUCCGGGCACGGGCAAGACUGUCACCCUAGUGGAAGCCAUCAAGCAGGUGGUGAAGCACUUGCCCAAAGCCCACAUCCUGGCCUGCGCUCCGUCCAACUCAGGGGCCGAUCUCCUCUGUCAGCGCCUCCGGGUCCACCUGCCCAGCUCCAUCUACCGCCUCCUGGCGCCCAGCAGGGAUAUCCACCUGGUCCCUGAGGACAUCAAGCCCUGUUGUAACUGGGAUGCAAAGAAGGGAGAUUUUGUAUUUCCUUCAAAGAAGAAGCUGCAGGAAUAUCGCGUCUUAAUUACCACGCUCAUCACUGCCAGCAGGUUGGUCUCGGCCCAGUUUCCCAUCGAUCACUUCACACACAUCUUCAUCGACGAGGCUGGCCAUGCCAUGGAGCCAGAGAGCCUGGUGGCCAUAGCAGGGCUGAUGGAAGUCAAGGAAGCAGACAACCCAGGAGGGCAGCUGGUGCUGGCAGGAGACCCCCGGCAGCUGGGGCCUGUGCUGCGUUGCCCGCUGACCCAGAAGCAUGGGCUGGGGUACUCACUGCUGGAGCGGCUGCUCACCUUCAACGCCCUGUACAAGAAGGGCCCAGAUGGCUAUAACCCCCAGUUCAUAACCAAGCUGCUGCGCAACUACAGGUCUCACCCCACCAUCCUGGAUGUUCCUAACCGGCUGUAUUAUGAUGGGGAGCUGCAGGCCUGUGCAGAUGUCGUUGACCGAGAGCGCUUCUGCCGCUGGGAGGGUCUGCCUCGACAGGACUUUCCCAUCAUCUUUCACGGUGUAAUGGGCAAGGAUGAGCGUGAGGGCAACAGCCCGUCCUUCUUCAACCCAGAAGAGGCUGCCACAGUGACUUCCUACCUGAAACAGCUCCUGGCCCCCUCCUCCAAGAAGGGCAAAGCCCGUCUGAGCCCCCGAAGUGUGGGCGUCAUCUCCCCAUACCGGAAGCAGGUGGAAAAAAUCCGUUAUUGCAUCACCAAACUUGACAAGGAGCUUCGGGGACUAGACGACAUCAAGGACUUGAAGGUGGGUUCUGUAGAAGAGUUUCAAGGCCAGGAACGCAGCGUCAUCCUCAUCUCCACCGUGCGGAGCAGCCAGAGCUUCGUGCAGCUGGAUCUGGACUUUAACCUGGGUUUCCUCAAGAACCCCAAGAGGUUCAAUGUGGCAGUGACCCGGGCCAAGGCUUUGCUCAUCGUGGUGGGCAACCCGCUCCUGCUGGGCCACGACCCGGACUGGAAAGUAUUCCUGGAGUUCUGUAAGGAAAAUGGGGGGUAUACCGGGUGCCCCUUCCCUGCCAAACUGGACCUGCAGCAGGGGCAGAACUUACUCCAAGAUCUGAGCAAACUCAGCCCCUCUACCUCAGGACCCAAAAGUCACGACUACCUCCCCCAGGAGCGGGAGGGUGAAGGGGGCCUGUCCCUGCAAGUGGAGCCAGAAUGGAGGAAUGAGCUCUGAAGACCGCCCACCUGACCCCAUCCCCUGCUGCUCACAACAGGCUGCUAACAAGUGGGGGAAGGGGGAGGAAGUACCACUGAAAAAAAAAUGUUAUUCUUUGCCAAAGUC